This is a messenger RNA of Staurois parvus, 102 nucleotides long. NCBI's taxonomy places the organism in Eukaryota, Metazoa, Chordata, Amphibia, Anura, Ranidae. The record is from the annotation of a GenBank genome assembly.
AUGAUCUUGAUUUUGCCCUCUCUUCCCUCAGCGAGCUUCAUGCCCGCAAACUCAGGGUUGACCCUGGUAACUUCAAACUCCUGUCCCAUGCCAUUCAGGUAA